GAAUGAACUGAAUCAACUGAAUCAAUGAUCUUUAAAAAAUCAUUUGAGAAAAGUGUCUUGUGAAAUCUGAAUCAACUGUAGUUAAUGUAUUCGAUUUACAAUGAUUAUCGACUAGAGAUUCUGUACACAAAUCCAGAUUUAUCUGGGGCUAAGAGCUUGUCCUAAGGACUUUUACUGAUCUAUCUUAAAAAUGCGUUUCCGAUUUUGCGGGGGCGCAGAUUGCCCUGAUUGGCUUUUAGCAGAAUUACAUGCGUUGUCCAGGCUGAGUUCAGUCAGGGUGCGCCAACUUGCCACUUUAGUAGUUCAAAGCAUACUGGAUGGAAAAGUAGACGAAGAAAAGCUGAUCAAGAUUAUGAGUGAUACCAAAUUAGAUAUUUUAAGCAUAAAGGCAGCAUCUUCUUGCGUAAAUUUUGUACUACAAUCAGCUGCCAGACAUGGAGCAGUUGAUAGUGCUCUAUCCAGCGAAUUGCAGCAAUUGGGGUUACCUCGAGAACACAGUGCAGCAAUUUGUAAAGUAUAUAAUGAGCAAUGUGCUGCAAUUACUGCAAAAUUGAGAGAACAAAGUUUAAGAGUUAACAGAUUAAAAGAAGUUACUGCCAAUAUACCAGAGAACACUAUAGAUUGUGUACAAUUAAAUUUAACACUAGGAGACGUUGUUGAAGAUGGACAACGUGUAACGAAAGAACAUAUAUUUAACAUUGGCAAAGAAGACCUUAUAAUAAUGAUCAAUGAGCUAAAAAAAGCACGAAGUUUAAUGCAAGAAUUAUCUAAGAGCUCAUGAUAAAGAGAUAACAUUAAUUUAUGAGAUACUUGUAAAUGUAUUUUAUAUAAAAAUACCCAAUAGAAUUUUAUAAUAUUAA
Molecule: messenger RNA, 860 nt
Organism: Ctenocephalides felis (cat flea)
Lineage: Eukaryota; Metazoa; Arthropoda; Insecta; Siphonaptera; Pulicidae
Product: COMM domain-containing protein 4
Exons: 6
Coding region: 191-781 (196 amino acids)
Source: RefSeq, a predicted model, not a curated record